Molecule: messenger RNA, 1920 nt
Organism: Vitis vinifera (wine grape)
Lineage: Eukaryota; Viridiplantae; Streptophyta; Magnoliopsida; Vitales; Vitaceae
Product: AP-1 complex subunit mu-2
Exons: 11
Coding region: 328-1614 (428 amino acids)
Biological process (GO): intracellular protein transport; vesicle-mediated transport
Cellular component (GO): clathrin adaptor complex; cytoplasmic vesicle
Source: RefSeq, a predicted model, not a curated record
UGGGCCAUUCAAGCCCCUUCUUACAUAAAGCCCGUCGAUUGGUGAGUAGUGCGUAUUACGCAAUUUGCGCACAUUAGAAGCAGGCACUGACAAUUGAACUCCAUUUCUAAUCUUCAACCAUUUCAUACUUUGGGACGCAGAUCGAACACCUUCAUUCAAUUGUGCACACGGAUCCUUGAUCAGCAUUCUCAAUGCUCCAACUUCAAACACGAUCAAUUCAAUGGCUCGCCAAACCCUAGAAUUCAUAAUUUUAACUCAUCCGAUCCUGUUUAUUGACCAGAUCUCGUCAAUCUGAUCUCGGAGUUCUUCGAAGAAAUCCCUAAAUCAAUGGCGGGGGCCGCCUCGGCACUCUUCCUUCUCGACAUCAAAGGCCGCGUUCUGGUGUGGCGCGAUUACAGGGGCGAUGUCUCUGCUGUUCAAGCCGAGCGCUUCUUCGCCAAGCUCAUGGAGAAAGAGGGUGAUCCAGAGUCUCAAGAUCCUGUUGUGUAUGAUAAUGGUGUUACAUACAUGUUUAUACAACACAAUAAUGUUUUCCUAAUGACCGCAUCAAGGCAGAACUGCAAUGCUGCCAGCCACCUCCUCUUUCUACACCGUGUUGUUGAUGUCUUUAAGCAUUAUUUUGAAGAGUUAGAAGAGGAAUCACUUAGGGAUAAUUUUGUGGUAGUGUAUGAGUUGCUUGAUGAGAUGAUGGACUUUGGUUACCCUCAGUAUACUGAAGCAAAGAUUCUGAGUGAAUUUAUCAAGACUGAUGCUUAUAGGAUGGAAGUUUCCCAGAGGCCUCCCAUGGCUGUAACAAAUGCGGUGUCUUGGCGCAGUGAAGGGAUACGUUACAAGAAGAAUGAAGUAUUCUUGGAUGUGGUGGAAAGUGUUAAUAUACUUGUAAACAGCAAUGGGCAAAUAAUUAGAUCGGAUGUUGUUGGAGCAUUGAAGAUGAGAACAUAUUUGAGUGGUAUGCCAGAGUGUAAGCUUGGGCUAAACGACAGAGUAUUGUUGGAGGCACAAGGUCGAUCAACAAAAGGAAAAGCCAUUGAUCUGGAUGACAUCAAGUUCCACCAAUGUGUUCGUUUGGCUCGAUUUGAGAAUGAUCGAACAAUAUCCUUUAUUCCUCCAGAUGGAUCUUUUGAUCUCAUGACAUAUAGGCUCAGUACUCAGGUAAAACCUCUGAUAUGGGUGGAAGCUCAAGUUGAAAGGCAUUCAAGAAGUCGUAUCGAGAUCAUGGUCAAAGCACGGAGCCAGUUCAAGGAGCGUAGCACUGCAACAAAUGUUGAAAUUGAAUUGCCUGUACCAUCUGAUGCUACCAAUCCAAAUAUUCGAACAUCAAUGGGAUCUGCUGCAUAUGCACCUGAGAAUGAUGCAUUACUCUGGAAGAUAAAGUCUUUUCCUGGUGGCAAGGAGUAUAUGUUGAGGGCAGAGUUCAGUCUUCCCAGUAUAACAGCUGAAGAAGGAGCUCCUGAGAGAAAAGCUCCCAUACGUGUGAAGUUUGAGAUACCAUAUUUUACUGUUUCUGGAAUACAGGUUCGCUACCUGAAGAUCAUUGAGAAAAGUGGUUAUCAGGCUCUGCCUUGGGUGAGAUACAUAACUAUGGCUGGGGAGUAUGAACUAAGACUUAUUUAAAAGCCACUUGCAUCCCUUGGUGUUUUGCGGUUACACCAAGUUUUGUUAGCAGGCUUUGUUCAUUUAGGACUUGCACUUUAGGUGUAAACAUGGAAGCCUCAUGGGAAGUCAAAUUAUCCCACUAUCAUCAGUCCAGAGCAUUGUCUUGCUUUUGCCAAAUUUUUCUUACCUGUAUCUGCAUCAUGAUUGUUUUAAUCUUAACAGAGGUUUGUAAGAGUUGGUCACCCAGAAACGACUUUUUUUUUUUUUUUUUGUGAAAAUUCCAAAACCUUUAUUGUGAAUCAAAUGUUUGUGAGAUUUUGAUUA